UUUUUUUGGUUUUGUUUGACUAAGAAACUAAAAAUGUUUUCUCAACAAAAAUUUUCUGAAAUUGCGGCAGAUUCUUCAAUACCAGCUUAUUGUAUUAAAACACUUGGCAGCCGUCAUGUAAUUAUUGGAGGAGGUGGUGGAAGUGCUAAAACUGGAGUUCUUAAUAAACUUGAACUUUAUCUUCUUACAUAUGAAAACGAAUUUAAUUUUAAAUCUUUAACAACAAUUGGGCCACCAAAAAAAUUGAUUGCUCGUUUAAAUUGUUGUAUUAAUACUUGUGAUUUUGCUAAUAUGAAUUUAGAUUGUAUUGUUUUAAAUAAUCAACCAGAAAAGGGCUGUUAUCUUUUGGCUGUCGGGCAGGAUAAGUUUUGUACUUUGUAUAAAACGACCGGUUUUUGUUUGGGUGAUGAAACAAAUGGUGGUGGAUUAUCACUUAAUUUCAAUAGCUUGUUUAGGAUAGAGACUGAUAAACGAUUGGACGGCGAUUCUUAUCAGAAAUGUGUUCGAUUAUUUCGGACGAAAGACAUUCCCAAUCAAAUAAAAAUGGUCACAGCUGGAACUGAUGGAUAUGUUCGUUGUUGGUCUAUUACAGCAGAUUUAUUAGAAAAUAGCAGUAAAUAUUCUUCAACUGAUAUUCCAAAUAUUUUGGAUAAUUUUUUGCCUGAAUUAGAAAUUGAAACUGGAAAAGGGUCAAUUGAAGAAAUUGAUGUUUCUGAUUGCGGGAAAAUUUUGGCAACUGUUUUGGGACAAUUAACCAUUUUAUGGAGUUUAAAUAGGAAUAAGGAUGAUGAACCACGUUUAUUAACACUCCCUACAGAUAAUGGACCAGAAGAAAUAAAUACAAAAAAAUUUAAAGUUCGUUCUCUCCGUUUUACUUCACUUGAUAAAAGCGGAAAACAUUCAAUUUUUAUUACAAUCCAUAAUCAAAGAGUUAGAAGUUCAAAAGAAGUUUCAUGUAUUGCUUUGUGGUGUUUUAAUAAAGAAAAUUUAAAUUGUAAAAUUAUUAAAUGGAAGAAAGCCUGCAAUGAAGCAAUAUCUUGUAUUGAAUUAAGUGAAUGUAAUAAAUUUAUUGGAAUUGGCACAAUGAGUGGAAGUAUUGGAAUUUUCGACACUCAAACUUUAAAUCAAUUAUUAUUUUUACGUUCUGUUCAUUCUUCCUUUGUAACAGCCUUAUCUUUUUUUUCACAAAGAACUUAUGAUGCAAAAGAUCUUGGACGUAUUGGAGGUGGAGAUGACAGAAAAGGACAUUGUUUUUUACCUGGAAUUUGUGCAAAUUCGAGAACUUCAAUUAUUUCAAUUAGUGUUGAUAAAAGAAUUAUUGUUCACCAAUUACCCUUUCCUGUUAAUGGCACAUUUACUGGAUUUUUGCUUCGACUUUCACUUUUUGUUGCAUUUUUUUAUUUUUUGUUUUGGGCAAUAUUUGUUUAUUAA
Messenger RNA from Meloidogyne enterolobii, 1431 nucleotides. The record is from the annotation of a GenBank genome assembly. NCBI's taxonomy places the organism in Eukaryota, Metazoa, Nematoda, Chromadorea, Rhabditida, Meloidogynidae.